GAACGUCAGUAUUCCUCUCACACACACGGCGUCUUUCUGCGGCCAUGGUAACACUCCUCAUCAGCGGACCUCGAACUCAGAUAAUUAAAUAAAACCAAGUGCUUUUCACACAGCUAAUGUUCAUCAUGGAUUUAGCAGAGAUAUGUGACAAUGCCGAGAGAGGUCGUGAGUAUGCUCUACUGGGAAACUAUGACUCCUCCAUAGUAUACUACCAGGGCGUCCUUCAACAAAUCGACAAGCACCAUCAGUCCCUCAGAGACCCCGCACUCAAAGUUAAAUGGCAACAAGUUAGGCAGGAACUCAACGAGGAAUAUGAGCAGGUGAAAGGCAUCAUGGGAACACUGGAGAGCCUAAAGUUAGGGAAGCCAGCGGAUGCACCUGCACCUUUUGCGCUUCAGUAUGACGAGAGACCAGAGGAUCCAGUCGUCUGGCCUCCACCCAUCCCUGCAGAACACAGGAACCCUGUUGCAGGGAAACGUCCCACUAGUGCAAUGAAACAGCAGAGAAGGGACUCUCCAGGUCUCCAGAAUCGAGGUGCGGUACCAGGAGGCCGUGGUCAGGCAAACCCUAAACCUGAUCGGCCGGGACACAGAGAUGCACGAGGCACAAAGGCCAAAGACGAUAAGGGAAAGAAAGGAGCUGGGGACUCACCAGGAGAUGUUGAUCAGAAGAAAUUUGAUGGCACAGGUUAUGACAGUGACCUGGUGGACAUGCUGGAGAGAGAUAUUGUGUCCCGCAACCCUAAUGUGCACUGGGGGGACAUCGCUGAUCUGGAGGAUGCAAAGAAGCUGCUUAGAGAAGCUGUAGUUUUACCCAUGUGGAUGCCUGACUUUUUUAAGGGUAUUCGUCGACCCUGGAAGGGUGUGUUAAUGGUCGGCCCUCCAGGAACAGGAAAGACCCUGUUAGCCAAAGCUGUGGCCACAGAAUGUGGAACCACUUUCUUCAACGUGUCCUCCUCCACCCUUACGUCCAAAUACAGGGGCGAGUCUGAAAAACUUGUUCGACUGCUGUUCGAAAUGGCCAGGUUUUAUGCACCAACAACCAUCUUUGUAGAUGAGAUUGACUCCAUAUGUGGCAGAAGAGGAACAUCAGAUGAACAUGAAGCCAGCCGUAGGGUCAAAUCAGAACUUCUAGUACAGAUGGAUGGUGUGGGGGGAGCAGCGGAGAAUGAUGACCCCUCUAAGAUGGUGAUGGUUCUUGCGGCCACCAACUUCCCCUGGGACAUUGAUGAGGCAUUACGACGACGGCUUGAAAAGAGGAUCUACAUCCCCCUGCCCACAGCUGUGGGCCGGGCAGAGCUCCUAAAGAUCAACCUGAAGGAAGUGGAGGUCGCUGCUGAUGUGGAUCUGGACGUCAUCGCUGAGAAAACGGAGGGCUACUCUGGAGCAGAUAUCACCAACGUCUGCAGGGAUGCAUCCAUGAUGGCAAUGCGUCAUCGGAUCCAUGGCCUGGGCUUGGAGGAGAUCCAAGCUCUCUCUAAAGACGAGCUGCAGAUGCCUGUGACAAUGGAGGACUUCACACUCGCACUCAAGAAGAUCUCCAAGUCAGUCUCUGCUACUGACCUGGAAAAGUACGAAGCCUGGAUGGCUGAGUUUGGGUCAGUAUAGACAAGAAAACCAUUUAGACCCAGAGGAGAACAGAGCCUUUAAAGGAGGGCUUGUAAACUCUAGUUCACACGAGAGAACUGGUGCCCAUGAGAAAACAUAACCUGAUCUCCUUUCACUUAAUUUCCUUUUGUUGCACCUUUUAUACAACUGUCCAUGCAGUCCAGCUGCACAGACUUAAAUGAGCUGAGGAAGAAUUAAAAAAAUUAGGUGGAUUUGUUAAUGCUAAGAAUUAAAGGUACAAAAAUGCAAAACUGAGAGCCAGACCAAAACAAGAGUAUUGCGCGAAAGAAAACAAACCAUAAAUACAGAUUUGUGCUAUUUUGAAUGCAUCAAGUUACUUACAAACCACGAGCAGAACCAGAGGGUUGCCUUCAGCUGGACACUGUGGACUACUUUCUGACAUUACUGUAUGGCUUGUUACCUGCUGUGUUUAGUGCUGUGUUCAAGUGGAAUUAAAAAUGAUGAAAUGGAAAGCCGUUUACACGAUAUCCUGAACUCUGAGCUUUCAAAAAACAUGUGUGAGUGUUCUAAUGGGCUUGCCUCUUGUCGCAUAUUGCACCUUUAAGUCAGAUUACUUGAAGUCAAGAACACUGUAAUAAAGGAAAAAGCUAAUAAUAAUAAGUACAUCUUGAGUUUGGAUUAUUUUUGUCAAGCUAUUUUUUUUAGUGUGCAAGGUACACCACACAAAAAUACUCCACAUUCGCAUAAUUAUUUAUUAUUGUCAGUGUGAUCAGUAUUUAUGUUACAAAAACAAUUUAGAGACAUUUCUGGUGAUCUAUCACAAAAGUAACAUGAUCAAAUUCAUAUUAGUAUUUGGCUGCACUUAUGGCCAUGCACAGCAUCUGUUUAAGACUGUUUAAAAUUGGACUCUCAAUGUACAUGUACCUGUAUUUUUGGUAAAGACUGAAGUAACAUAGGAUACGUGUACAUUUGCCUGUUGCACCAUCCUAACUGCACAUACAGGUGUGUUCAAAAUAAACUUAAUGUUGGCUAUUGAGCAUCUUUACUAUUCUACAUGUUACUUUUAAGAUUUCCUGAGAAGCACUGAGUUGUAAAAGACCUUUUUUAUUAUAAUUGUUUUGAAGAUGAUGUCCAAAUCCCUCACUUGAGCAUUUCAGAAUUGUAUCACUAUCAAUGUCAAUUAUUAUUAUAGUUUAUAAAUAAUUUUGCAGCACAGUGAGACCCAUAGAAUAACAUAUUGUGUUAUCUAAUGUAUAAUGUGUCCUUGUGUCUCUCUGUCAACUAAUAAAAGAGGUGAUUACAACC
Solea solea (common sole) is the source of this 2873-nucleotide messenger RNA. RefSeq names its product katanin p60 subunit A-like 1 (gene katnal1). Gene Ontology annotation, cellular component: microtubule cytoskeleton. Bases 117 to 1607 code for a protein of 496 amino acids. The transcript has 11 exons. NCBI's taxonomy places the organism in Eukaryota, Metazoa, Chordata, Actinopteri, Pleuronectiformes, Soleidae. The record is from RefSeq and is a predicted model, not a curated record. Gene Ontology annotation, molecular function: ATP hydrolysis activity; ATP binding; microtubule binding. Gene Ontology annotation, biological process: microtubule severing.